UGUCUCGUUUCUAGGAAACUCAUAGUAAACAGUUCCUGUGUGGCCGCCUGUCUCUGAGAACUCGCACAACCACUUUCCCUGACACUAUGUCGGCUGUGGUCAGCAGUCACUCACUACCUACCACCUCAAAGCGCACACCCCAGCACAGUGAUCCGGGCGGCAGCUCUGGGCAGCACGUAGCGGCAUGUGAGACGUGCGCCAGUCUACGAGCCACAAUUGGAAGAAUGGAGAAGGAGAAGGAAGAGGCACUGAGAGAACAAAAUGAGUCUUUCCAGAGGCAGCUGGCGGAGAUAGCCAGGAACAGGCAGCACCUGGAGGAAGAGCGUAUGAGGAUGCUACGCCACCGGCUACAGCAAGAGAUGGAGCAGGAGAUGAGGGGACUGCGGCAGUGCUGGAAGGAAGAGUCCACAGACGCUGUGCUGGAGGCUCUGGAGGAGGCGCGGCGACAGGCAGAGAGGGAACGGGAGAGGGAGAUGCAAGCAGCGAAAGAGGCAGCAGAGCUGCACUACAAGGACCGUCUGAAGCACGCGGUAGCAGAGGCUGUAGCAGAGGAACAGAGACAAUCGGAGCAACAGAGAGACUCAAUGAAACGGCAGCAGGCGGAGGAACUAAAGGCUUUCCAAGAGAAGAUAUGUGCUGUGCAGGAGCAGCUGGAGAGUGUAAUCAGGGAGAAGACGGACUUUGAGUGCCAGUUUAAGGAGCUGCAGCUGAAUUACAAGCGAUUUAUCGACCUGACAGACUCCGCUCUGCACUCGGAUUACCUCCUGCGCCUGAUACGCCUGGGGAAGCCUCCUGGCUACGCCCACUGCGCCGUCCAGACUGAUGCCAAUACUGCAUGAUCUUCCUGUAACACCAGACUAUGGAUGGGACAUCAAUGAUUCCAUCAGUGCAUGGGGAUCCGGUCUCUAGGUCGACAGUAACUAGGUCGACAAUGUUUAGGUCGACCACUAUUGGUCGACAGUAACUAGGUCGACCGGGUGUCAAGGUCGACAGGGUUUCUAGGUCAACAUGUUCUAGGUCGACAGGUCAAAAGGUCGACAUGAGUUUUUAAAAAAAAUAUCUUUUUUUUUUACUUUUUCGUAAUUAACGAUCCACGCGGACUACGAUUGGGAAUAGUAACCUGUGCCGAGUGCAGCGAGGCACCUUGCCUGAAGCCAGGGGACACAGUGCACUAAUUGGGGUUCCCAGUCAUUGUACGGAGAAAACGACACAAAAACCCCCCAUUACAAACUAAUGUUGACCUUUUGACCUGUCGACCUAGACCAUGUCGACCUAGAGACCCCGUCGACCUAGUUACUGUCGACCAAUAGUGGACGACCCAAACAUUGUCGACCUAGACACUGUGGACCCUAUGAAGCACACCCCAGCACAACAAUGCUUGUCAUGGAACCAGUCGGCCACAUACUAUACUUGUAGCGGACAUAUUGCCAGUUUAACUGUCAUUAGUAGAGAGAGGCUACACCUCUGCAGCAAUUCCACUUUACUGCCCUAAAAAUCACCCUGUCCUCUGGGCCCUCACACCCUCCUCUGUCAACCUGUCCUCUGGGCCCUCACACCCUCCUCUGUCACCCUGUCCUCUGGGCCCUCACACCCUCCUCUGUCAACCUGUCCUCUGGGCCCUCACAUCCUCAUCUGUCCUCUGGUCCCUCACACCCUCCGCCAUCACCCUGUCCUCUGGUCCCUCACACCCUUCUCUGUCACCCUGUCCUCUGGGCCCCUGCAUCCUCACCUGUCACCCUUUCCUCUGGUCCCUCACACCCUCCGCCGAUACCAUGUCCUCUGGGCCCUCGCAUCCUCAUCUGUCACCCUGUCCUCUGGUCCCUCACACCCUCCGCCAUCACCCUGUCCUCUGGGCCCUUGCAUCCUCAUCUGUCACCCUGUUCUCUGGUCCCUCACACCCUCCGCCGUCACCCUGUACUCUGGUCCCUCACACCCUCCGCCAUCACCCUGUCCUCUGGUCCCUCACAUCCUCAACCAUCACAUUGUCCUCUGCCGUCACCCUUUCCUCUGGUCCCUCACACCCUCCGCCAUCACCCUGUCCUCUGGUUCUUCACACCCUCCUCUGUCACCCUGUCCCUGUCCCUCAUACCCUCCACUGUCACCCUGUUCUCUAGGACCUUACACCCUCCACCAUCACCAUGUCCUGUGGGUUUUCACACCCUCCGCCUUCACCCUGUCCUCUGGUCCCUCACACCCUCCGCCGUCACCCUGUCCUCUGGUCCCUCACAUCCUUCACCGUCACAUUGUCCUCUGGUCCCUCACACCCUCCGCCGUCACCCUGUCCUCUGGGCCCCCACACACUCCGCCUUUAAAAUGUCCUCUGGUACUUCACAUCCUCCGCCAUCACCCUGUCCUCUGGGCCCUCACACCCUCCACUGUCACCCUGUUCUCUAGGACCUUACACCCUCCACCGUCACCAUGUCCUGUCGGUUUUCACACCCUCCGCCUUCACCCUGUCCUCUGGGCCCUCAAACCCUCCGACUUCAACCUUUCCUCUAGUCCCCAACACUCUCGCUCACCACCUUGUCCUCUGGGCCCUCACAUCCUUCGCCAUCACCCAGUCCUCUGGUCCUCACACCCUCUGCUGUCAUUCGGUCCUCCGGUCCCCCAAACCCUUCGCCAUCACUCUGUUCUCUUGGCCCUCACACCCUCCACCUUCACCAAGUCCUCUGGGCCCUCACAACCUCGCCUGUUACCCUGUCCUCUGGUCCCUGACACCCUCCACUGUCACGCUGUGUCUUUCACACCCUGCCAUUUUCCCAUGUUGAAAAUUGAAACAAAAUAAACACUGAAUUAUGUGCCCUUA
Messenger RNA from Pseudophryne corroboree (corroboree frog), 2806 nucleotides. RefSeq names its product golgin subfamily A member 6-like protein 7. Bases 87 to 839 code for a protein of 250 amino acids. Lineage: Eukaryota; Metazoa; Chordata; Amphibia; Anura; Myobatrachidae. The transcript is spliced from 6 exons. The record is from RefSeq and is a predicted model, not a curated record.